CUUUCUGUAUCUAUAGUCACUGACUGUACUAACUUCACAUUAAUUGUUAAUAAUUCCUAUAAAAGUUGGAUCAAAAUUUGAAGUGUUGUAAAUAUUAAUCCUUUACCUUGUAUUUACCUUAUAAAGGUAAAAAAUAACGGUGUUCAUUAAGCAAACGAUUAGAAUGAAGUAAAUACUAUAAAUACAGAACACUAACAUUAUUGUAUUUAUUGUGCAUUUAACGUUUUGGUACAUAUUUUUAUGAUUAUUGUUCUUAAAUGCACUUUAUAAUGCUUACACAAAAGUUGUUACAACACAGAAAUAUUUUAAAUUCAAGGCUGAGUUAUUUAUUAAAGCAAUAUUCAAAACAAGCAACAGCAAGUGGAGCUGUACAUUAUGAAAAAACCUGCUUUGCACCUCAAAGAAAGAAGAAACCUCCAACGGAACCUUUCAUAAAACGUUUAAUAACAGGACAGGUAGAUGAGGCAAUGUUAUUAUAUCCUGAAGUACUGCCUCUUGACCGAUUCAAAGAUUUCUUUAAUUGGUUAGCACCAAUAGAAAAUUAUGUAUUAAAUUGCGCUGACACAAAUAAGAAGUGCAAUAAAGAAGAGAUAUUAAAUCAUCUUAGAGAAUUUGAUGUAUUUCAAGCAUGUAUGGAAGAAGAUUAUGGUUUAAAUCUUACAACAACAGAAUCAUUGAAACUAAUAGAAACAGUAAGCACAUUACCUUGGUUAGGUACCUAUUUAGUAAAGAACAAUAUUUUACCUAUUAAAGUACUUUCUAAGUAUGGAUCAGCAAGUCAAAAACAAGAAUAUUAUCCAAAAAUAAUGAGUGGUGAAAUUGUUCCCACAAUAUGUAUAAACGAAGGUGAUAAUGGGACAAAUAUUAAUAACAUAAAAAGUUAUGCUAAGCGGGGUGAAGGAGAUACGUGGUUAUUAAAUGGUAAAAAAACGUUUGUAAUCAAUGGGAUACAUUCUAAUCUUUAUUUUGUUUUUGCGAGAUGUCACUCCAAAGAUUCAUAUAAGUUUAAACCAGAUUCAUUUUCUUUAUUCUUAGUAGAAAAAGAUGAUAAAAGUGUAACAUGUACUGAAGUUUGCGAUACAAUCGGUAGGCACGAAGUACCUACUUGUACAAUUAGCUUUGAAGAUACGGUAAUACCGAAUAAAAAUGUUAUCGGUGAACCUGGUGCUGCAUUUAACAUACUAAUGGAAUUGUUAAAGCCAGGGGAACAAAAUAUAGCUGCACAGGCUAUUACUAUUUUACGACAUUUCACAGAUCAAUUAAUAGUAGAUAUUUUGAAAGCUAAACAUUUUGAUAGAAAUCUAUACGAGUUUGAUUAUGUACAACACACUUUGGGCAAAAUAUUAUUUACUCUGUAUACUAUGGAAAGUAUGGCAUACUUUACAAGUGGAUUAAUAGAUCAAUAUGAAAAUCAAAAUGUUAGCAUCGAGAAAACUAUUACCGAAAGAUAUUGUGCAAACAAAUGUGUAAAGAGUAUUGAAACAGGAAUGACACUAAUGGGGGCUCAUAGUUAUUUAAAUAAUACAUCGUAUGUACAAUCAUUUCAUGAUGCUUUGGCUUUAACAACGCUCGAUAUGAAUAACUUUGAUUCAAAUACAUACAUAGGAGCAUCUAUUCUAAAACAAAUUGGAAAGGAGUUCAGUGACUAUGUGUACAAAAAAAGGAAUUAUGUUAAAUAUCCUAUAUUUAAUAUGAUGGACACUUUACUUAAUAUAACUGACUCAAAAAAAUCUAUUCCAAAUUAUUUCCAUCCAUCGUUAAAAGGAGGUGUUGAAUAUUUUGAAGACAGUAUAAAUUUGUUUAAGAGGGGUAUUAAUAUAUUACUUAUUCAACAUGGAGCAGAACUUAUGCAACAGUAUAGUAGUCUUGAAAGAAUAACUGAUAUGAUAACAGAAAUAUAUGCAGGAUUUGCUAAUUUAUCCCGUUCAUCAAGAUCGUACUGUAACGGUUUUCGAAAUACAGAUAUUGAAAAAAAUAUAGGAGUGACGAUGGCAUAUGUUACAUUCAUUAAUCUAAAUGAAAUUGUACAAAAUCUUGAAAAUGAAGCUUUUUAUGUAACUGACAAUUUUCAUAAAGUUACAAGUCAAUUAGCAUAUGAAAAACAUAGGUAUUGUAUUGAACAUCCUUUAUGUAGAACAUUGUUUUAACGUUAAGUUGUUAAUAAUCUAGCUAGUAAGUAAAAUGCAUGUGUACACAUUUUAGUAUGUGUAUAUGUAUUAUAUAUAUGUAUAUAUAUAUGUAUCUUUAUGAUUCAACAAUGUGAUCAAACAUAAUGGAAUAAGUACACACGAUUUCAUCAUAGCUUCUGUGUUCAUAAUAAAUUAAAAAUAUAAUAUCAUUUUUCUUA
Messenger RNA from Osmia lignaria (orchard mason bee), 2347 nucleotides. Its product is annotated as complex I assembly factor ACAD9, mitochondrial. The record is from RefSeq and is a predicted model, not a curated record. NCBI's taxonomy places the organism in Eukaryota, Metazoa, Arthropoda, Insecta, Hymenoptera, Megachilidae. Gene Ontology annotation, molecular function: acyl-CoA dehydrogenase activity; flavin adenine dinucleotide binding.